This is a messenger RNA of Rhizoctonia solani, 807 nucleotides long. RefSeq names its product enoyl-CoA hydratase/isomerase family protein. Gene Ontology annotation, cellular component: peroxisomal matrix. The transcript has 10 exons. Gene Ontology annotation, biological process: fatty acid beta-oxidation. The record is from RefSeq and is a predicted model, not a curated record. Bases 1 to 807 code for a protein of 268 amino acids. NCBI's taxonomy places the organism in Eukaryota, Fungi, Basidiomycota, Agaricomycetes, Cantharellales, Ceratobasidiaceae.
AUGAGCAUUCCCACUCUUCACGUAGCUGAUGGUUUAGCUACAAUACAACUAAACCGCCCUCAAUCCCUAAACGCCUUGACGGUUGACGAUUACGAGUUUCUUUCCGAGAAUCUUAGAAAAAUCGACAAAAUGCCAGAUGUGCUGGUCACAAUUGUUCAAGCAUCAGGGCGCGCAUUUUGCUCUGGUACCGACGUUGGGGCUCGUGAUGAAAAUACUGACCCGAGGAUAUCACCCCGACGAAAGGCACUCAUGGGAGCCAUGCGGUCAAACACAGACUUGAGUGACGCAUUGUCAAGUCAUUCCAAGAUUCUGGUCGCUUUACUCAACGGGCCGGCUCUUGGUAUCGCUGCUGCCAUGCUGGGACAUUUCGACUUUAUAUACGCUAUGCCCGAGGCAUGGAUUGCCGUUCCGUUCUCAUUUAUUGGCCUCACAGCCGAACAAAAUGCCUCGGUGACGUUUGUUAACAGGAUGGGGUUGGCCAAGGCUACUGAAGUCUUACUAUGGGGUAAGAAGAUGUCAGCUGAGGAACUACAAAGGAAUGGAUUCGUCAACCAAGUAUUUUCCGCCGAAGACACUACUGGUUUUCAUCGUCAAGCGCGUGAACAUCUCCUUGAUCGCCUAGAUGGGCUCGACCCGGCGGCUUUGCUGAGUACCAAGCGCAUGAUCCAGGCUGGCGUUCACGAGAAGAACGACCCACGAGUGGUUAACUUCAGGGAGUCCUUUUUGCAAGCUGAGAGGUUUGCAGGAGGUGUGCCAGGGCGCAGGUUCGGCCAACUGGCACGUAAGGAGGUCAAGCACCGCUUGUAA